GCAAAUGGGCGACGUUUGCGUGGCUCACUUCACGAAGAUGUCUUACGUUGCAUCCGCCACCUGCCCUCGUACAUACAACUGGUUCUUGCGCGGCCAAUUCCCCUUGUCUCGUCUCUUUCUCAGAUUGGGUCGCCGCUAAGCCAUGACAACCGAUGCUUUCCCAGUAGUAUAUACAAUUAUGUAGGCGCGGGUGACACGGAAGAGUAUGCUCACGGAGAACCUGUGCAUAUUGCAGCAAGUGAGGUGGAGUCAGUUGCUACAGAUGUCUCAACAUUCAUCGAAAGAGGCGCCUUAACCGUUGCUUCCGACAAUUUUCCCACGCAUCAAAAUCAUCUUGUCGGGUUGCCACAGGACCCUGAGAAGAAUUUUUAA
Messenger RNA from Protopolystoma xenopodis, 372 nucleotides. Lineage: Eukaryota; Metazoa; Platyhelminthes; Monogenea; Polystomatidea; Polystomatidae. The record is from the annotation of a GenBank genome assembly.